UCACUUGCACAUUCACUCUGCAGCGACACAGCAGGCGAAUUCAGGCGAUAUUUGCAGUGGUAUUUUUUGGCAAAUUUACGUUUCCAAAAAACAUGUUUAAAAAGAAGAUAAACGUCCUUCAUCCUGCGGCCUCGGAGCAAAAAUCAGAGGGCUGUGGCCGCAGCCUGCGAGAAAAUUGCAGCGUGUCUGCAAAGAAGAGGAAGGCCAACACAACAGCAGAGUCCCCCAGAAAAAGGCAGAGGUCUGCCAGUGGACCUGCUCAGUUGGCAUUCGAGGCUGCGCCAUCAAAGGGUGUUAAAAGGAAGGCCAGCACUGAAAGAGGGACACCUGAAAAAAGGCAGAAGUCCGGACCCAGCGGCACAAAGUCCAGUGAAGCCACUGAGGGUACUAACUGGAAGGAGCAAGACACAGCUGAGAAGCUGCCGGCAUCACAGACUCCUGGGACAACAAACAGGGAGUGCGCCCGUGAUCCCUCCCCAGGUCCAACAGCCUCCACACCAAGCAGUGGGACAGCAUUCCUCCAAUUCUCAAGCGAUAGAGCUCUCUUCGAGGAGAAGUACACGGUGCUUGACAUGCUGGGACGAGGAGGCUUUGGUUCAGUUUUUGCCGGGAGAAGAAAGUCAGACAACUUACCAGUGGCGAUCAAACAGAUCCGUAAGGAAUAUGUGGAACGUCAAAGAAUGGACAUAAAUGGGGAGCCAAUCAUGUUCCCAGUGGAAGCUCUCUCCAUCUUGAAGGUGGGCGGUAUACCAUCAGCAGUAGGCACUUCUGCAGUUGUCUCAAUUCUAGAAUGGUAUGACCUAGAGAAGGAGGUUUUUCUGGUCAUGGAAAGACCAGACCCAUGUGUGACCCUGUUCGACUAUAUGCAGGACAAUGGUGGCUGUCUGGAGGAGGAAGUUGCUAAGAACAUCAUGAAGCAGCUGGUGGAUGCAGCCUUAAUGAUGCACAGAGAAGGCGUCUUCCACCGUGAUAUCAAGCCCAAAAAUCUGCUCAUUGAAACGGGCUCCAAUGACCCUCGAGUGCGAGUCAUAGACUUUGGGUGCAGCUGCUUGGUACAGGAAGAACCGUACUUUAACUUAUUUGGAACCAAACGGUACUCUCCUCCGGAGUUUUUCGUGUGUGGGAGGUAUGAGGCUUCCCCCACCACAGUCUGGCAGCUGGGCGCGCUGCUUUAUGAAAUGCUGUAUGCAGAGCGACAUUUUGACAGACAGAAGUUCCUCAAUGGGAGACUUUAUUUUAACACGCACCAAUCCCGAGACUGCCAUAAUUUUAUGAGGAAGUGUUUAACUCUAGACCCCGAACAGCGGGCCACCUUGGAGCAGCUUCAGCAGCACCCCUGGCUGCACAAUUAAGCUCCAGUCACACUUGAAGCACCUGCCAAGAUGACUGGGCUUUUCUUUCUCUCUUUCUUUC
Molecule: messenger RNA, 1413 nt
Organism: Archocentrus centrarchus (flier cichlid)
Lineage: Eukaryota; Metazoa; Chordata; Actinopteri; Cichliformes; Cichlidae
Product: serine/threonine-protein kinase pim-2-like
Exons: 8
Coding region: 93-1352 (419 amino acids)
Biological process (GO): regulation of mitotic cell cycle; protein autophosphorylation; negative regulation of apoptotic process
Cellular component (GO): cytoplasm
Molecular function (GO): ATP binding; protein serine/threonine kinase activity
Source: RefSeq, a predicted model, not a curated record